AUGGAAGUUGAAGAUGACGUCGAGGAUGGCUAUGACCUCCUUGUUGACAGUGAUGACGACGAUUAUUACGAUGAAGAAAUGGAGGAUUCAAGCUGGAAAGUUCGAAGGGGCGCUGUACGUGUUGUUGAUAGCAUCAUUCGUGGCUACCCAGAAAAACUCCAGCGUCUCUACGCCUUGCUCUCCUAUAGUCUUGUCAAUCGUCUGCCCAAGGAAACAAAUGAAACUACAAUAGUGGACAUUAUUACUUGCCUGUGUUCUUUCAUAAAGGCGACGGCUUUGAAAAAUGUGAGCACACUGAAAUUGAAAUUAGAAGAAGAAAUGUCAUCUCCGAAGUUAUUAACCCGCCUUCUGCCUAAACUCUUCAUCAACUUGACCCCCUUCCUCCUUUCCUCCACCAUUAAACGAGAUAAGAGCAAGACGGCUACCUUGAGGAUGAUUCCGAAUCUGCAUCCGCUUUGUAUAACAAUGAUCAAUCGUCUAGCUACCACCUUACCGGGUUACUUAGGCGAUCAUCUUGAAUUGAUCUUCAAAAUGGUUGAACAGGACUUUAAUGAGGGUGCUGAGAGAAACACUUGGAAGAUCGAUCUCUUGAAGCUGUUGGUUCAUCUCGUUAAAACUCAUGAAUAUGCAACUUAUGCUAAGUUUGCCGAUCAACUUAAUUCGGUUUCCAUAAAGGCCUUAUCAGAUCCGUUUCACCGCAUUAGAUCGGAGGGAAUGGAAUUCGUUCAAGUUCUUGUUCAAAGGCGACCUCUGCACGAAAACGUCAAUCUUACUGGGCUAUUUCCCGCAAUUCUAAGCCAAUUUAAUGAACGUAAAAAUGACACUGACCUGAAGACCAAAGUCCUCACUACCAUGGCCGUGUUCAUUGAACACGUUGGACAAGAUAUUCCGGCGGAAUCUAUCCUUCAGUGUUUAAAGGUCUAUGAGGGCUAUUUGGAUGAUACGAGCUUGGCGACUACCGCUGUUGGCGGCUUGACAAGAAUUUACGGAAGUCCAACGAGUGUGAAGCAAUGCCUUGCUCCACAAGAAGUUAUGCGAAAGCUAGUUUCCAUGUUAGAUUGUCCCGGUACCGAAUUUGUUGUAGCCAUCUUGCAGUGUCUCACCAAGGUCUGCAACACCUUCCCCCGCGAUUUUAUUCUCAACGAAAAUAGCAAUGAUAAUGUUUCAGGCGUGCUUGCCCAGCUUCCUCUCUUCUUAAACUCUGCCUUCCCACAGAUACAGCAAGAAGCUUUGGAAUUGGCUUCUGUCCUCUUGAAAAAUUGCGCUAAAACUGAUGUUGUGCAACAACUCAAAGUGGCUGAUUCCUACAUGCAAAAGAACUUCCUUGAGCCAGUUGUUAAUUUGGCUAAUUCAAAUAUCACCCAACCAGCUUUGUUGACUGCUUUAGUGCAUCUUGCACAGAGUAUUGGCAUGUUUAGUCCUGCGAAUCAUUCUCUUAGUGUCCAGUUUAUGCUAACGAAAUUUGGGGAGCAAAUUUCACGCUUAACAUCCCUAGAAGCCGACAAAGAUUUUUAUGAAAUCAAGGAUGCGAUCCCUACUCUUUCCAGGGUUUGUUCAGAGUUAGUCCUCCAGUUAACGCGAUACGGCCAACUGAAUUCAAUGGACUCUACUCUAGAAACAAUGAGUCGUGAAUUGAAGCAAAAGGAUUUUCCCUUUGCCAAACGCUACUUGUAUAUACUCAUCUUUGGAGAUAUUGGCUCUAGAGCCGACAUAAGUCAUCUCGGGGAUGUUUUUGAUGUCCUGAUGGAUCAUGUGUCGUUGAAGGACUGCGUGCUUUCUGAUGAAUACCUUGCAAAGUUGAAGGAGCCGGCUACAGCACAACCAAUGGAAGUUCAUGGUGCUAGUUCUUCAUCCCCCUUACCUACCCAGGAACCGGUUCAGAAAAAGUCACCAGCUACAAUCAGUGAUGGAGGCUUCUAUCAGCUUCGAAUGCUGGCGGCCGAAUCGAUUGGUCGGAUCAUUUCUGGGGAACCAGAGGCUAUGAUUCAUGAACUGUUGCAGUUCUUUGAACCGGAGUAUAUUGCUGAUGGAUGUACAAAUCAGAACCUUGUGCAUUACUAUCUCUUUCAGACACUAAAACAGACCGUCGUCAAUUUGGUGAAAGUACGCAAAACUGAACACCUUUUCAAGAGGAUAGACGAAUUAUGGCGUAUCAUCAUUUCUCAGGCUGGACACAAGGAGGAAGGAACCAGAGAUGUGGUUGCUGAAUGCCUUGGCAGGGUCACUUUCCUCCAACCCGAAGAACUGGUUCCUAGACUUCAUCGAGAGGGUGAAGGUUCUUGGAGUCUACCCGAUUGGAAACUCGACAUUGUCCGUCUCUUCAUUAUUGUGCCAAUUACUUGUUACGAGGUCGAUACGAAGGCUAUGACAAAUGUUAAACGCAACGAAUUAACCAGAAUUUGCGCUAGUAGACUUAAGUUAUUGUAUAACAGAAGCCAAUUUGUGUGUGCGAGAGAGAAAGAAUGA
Messenger RNA from Rodentolepis nana, 2466 nucleotides. Lineage: Eukaryota; Metazoa; Platyhelminthes; Cestoda; Cyclophyllidea; Hymenolepididae. The record is from the annotation of a GenBank genome assembly.